Penicillium bovifimosum is the source of this 1584-nucleotide messenger RNA. RefSeq names its product putative general amidase. NCBI's taxonomy places the organism in Eukaryota, Fungi, Ascomycota, Eurotiomycetes, Eurotiales, Aspergillaceae. The record is from RefSeq and is a predicted model, not a curated record. The coding region runs from base 1 to 1584 and encodes 527 amino acids. The transcript is spliced from 6 exons.
AUGCCAUCUGAACCAUGGGAAGUGCUAGUGCACAAGAAACAAGCCGAAGCUGCUGCUAAAAUCCCUGCUGCAUGGCGGCUUCCAGAAGAACUGACAAGCAUAUCCGACACAUCUGGCGCGACUGUCCUAGACAUCCCACGACAGUCCGGAAUCUUGUCAGCGCGGCAACUCGAAAUUACCGAGAAAUAUGAUGCGACUGAUCUAUUAGAGAAGCUUCAUUGCCAAGAGUUGUCGGCCUAUGAAGUCACGGAGGCGUUUUGUAUUCGCGCAGCGAUUGCGCAGCAAGUGACUCGAUGUCUUACCGAAACAUUUUUCGAGCGAGCACUGCAACGUGCGAAGGAACUGGAUGAGACGUUGACCAAGACAGGAACACCUGACUGUUUCAAUAUCGAAGGAAUUCCUUCCACAAUCGGAUAUACCUCGUUCAUCGGGAAUGGCCCUGUCAGCUCGAACUCUCCUGCUGUUCAGAUCAUGCUCAACCUAGGGGCCAUCCCAUACGUGAAGACAAACGUUCCGCAGACGAUGAUGGCCGCUGAUUCCCAUAACUACGUAUUCGGCCGGACCCUCAAUCCUCACAGAUCAAAUCUGACCGCCGGGGGAUCGUCUGGGGGCGAAGGGGCACUGAUUGCCAUGAGGGGAUCAGUGCUGGGAAUUGCUACAGAUAUCGCUGGCUCCAUUCGAAUUCCCGCUAUCUGUAACGGGACCUACGCGUUUCGACCUUCCGCGGACCGGAUCCCAUAUGGAGGACAAACUAGCUCCGCUCGUCAGGGGCUGGCCGGGAUCAAGGCUUGUGCCGGGCCCUUGGCAACCUCAGUCAGGGAUUUGGAGUUGUUCAUGAGACUCACAACGAAUGCGGAUCCCUGGCAACUGGAUUCUUCGGUGAUAUACUCUCCAUGGCGUACCAUUACCCCUAAGCCAGGUCUGCGGCUGGGAAUUCUGCAGGAAGAUUGUCAUUUUCCAUUGCAUCCACCCGUUCUGCGAACCCUUACAAGCGCAAACGAGAAGCUGGUUGCGGCUGGACAUGAGAUGGUCUCACUCAAGACCACGCUCAUUCGGGACGCAUGUGCGCUGGCUUUCCGCAUGUUCUCGAUGGACCCAGCUCGGACCGCGUUCCAACAUAUUGCUGCUAGUGGAGAGCCAACCAUUCCUGCACAUAAGUCAACAGCUCUACCACAUGAUUACAUGCCAUUUGACUACGCACCAUUGACCCUAGAGGCAUUGUAUGACCUUAACAUGCAACGCAAUCAUCUGAAGGAGCAAUUUCGCUCUCUUAUCACUCAGGCCAAGAUAGACGCCAUCAUUUGCCCAGGAUAUCAAGGCACUGCCCAACCUCACGAUGUCUUUGGCUUUGUGCCUUACACCGUUCUAUGGAAUGUGAUGGAUUACCCAAGCUGCAUCAUCCCGUAUGGCAAGGCGAUGAAGAGUGCCGAUAAGGAAUUUGUUCGGGACGUAAAUUACAGACCUCCAUAUUUGCCGGAUGUGAUUGAGGGAGCACCGUGCUGCGUGCAGCUUGUUGGUAGGCACAUGCAUGACGAGGAGCUGCUGAACAUGGCGGAGCUUGUCUCCCAGGUACUUAAUCCCUGA